This is a messenger RNA of Chironomus riparius, 4620 nucleotides long. The record is from the annotation of a GenBank genome assembly. NCBI's taxonomy places the organism in Eukaryota, Metazoa, Arthropoda, Insecta, Diptera, Chironomidae.
AUGUAUCCAAGUUCCUACAGCUUAUCCACUAAGCGUCCACCACCGAAAUAUUCCGAUUUCACCGGCUACGGAUGGAUCAUCGUCACAUGCAGCUUCAUUCUUUACCUCAUCGUGGAUGGUAUCGCAUACAAUCUCGGUCUCAUCAACAGCGCAUGGCUAGCCGAAUUUAAACAAAGCGAAACUGCAACAUCCUGGAUUGGUUCAAUUUUCUACUCCGUUCCACUUCUUUCCGCACCAAUAACUGCACAACUCGUCGAAAAAUUUGGUUGUAAAACGAUAACGAUUAUUUGUAGCAUUAUCAGCACAUUUGGAUUUGUGAUGUCGUCAUUUUGCGGGUCAAUAGAGCAAUUAUACUUGACGGUUGGUUUGAUAGCUGGAUUUGGUGCUAGUGCUGCAUAUGUUGUUGGAAUUUUGAGUGCUGAGCGAUGGUUUGAGAAGAACAGGACCCUUGCAAUUGGAAUUGUGUCAUCUGGAACAGGUUUUGGGACUUUUUUGAUAGCUCCAAUCACUCAGAGACUGCUGGAUGCUUACGGAUGGAGAAAUGUCAUGUAUUUUUUGGCGAGCUUGAAUGUUUUGAUGGGAUUUGUAGGAUGUUUCAUUAGAGAACCGCUGUGGGUUAUAGAAGAGAUGGAAAAGAAGGGCAUUAGAGAGCCCAAAAAGAGUGAAAGUCAUGGAAUAUUUGAGGAACAUGAGACUAGCUUUGGAACUUUUAGGAGAUUGUCUAUUGAAGCUAUUGAUGAUAUCAAGGAUGUUGUUCGAGGUCAUUUCAGUGAGCAUUACAGUCAUUUAGAGGAAGUUGUAGAGGAAAAAGUGGUGAAUUUUGAUAAUUUUGAGGAAAUCGUAAGAGAGUCUGAGGAUGUAAACAACAUUGAUGCUGUAGCUACCUCAAAAGGUGAGGUUAGGUUAAUCACUGGCCCAGAAAGUGAGAUUAUGUCUUUAAAUCUUCUACAGAAUGAGGUUGAACCAUCAAAAUCACAAUACAAUCUGGUCACAACAACAAACACAACAUCAGAGAUCCCAAAAAAUCAGCAAAGUGAGGUUAUGUUACAGCACACAACAACAGUUCUUCAAUCAAACAUCACAAACUUACAACACACUCCGUUUAGACAUAACAUUGAACAGCAAAUAAUCGUGCAUGAUUCUCAAGAACACAGUAAUCUUGAAAAUAGUAUAAACAUUAUGAAAACUGAGACAAAUACAUCAUCUAGUGCUAAUGUCGAUUCUCAUACGUCACACCAAGAAAUUGAGAAUGAGAGAAUGACAGUGCAAUUACCUCAAACAGAAGACGAAGAUUAUCAGGAAGAGAAUUCGGGAGAACAUUGUGAUGACUGUCAUUGUAUGAGUAAGAAUGAUUUGAGGUCAAAGUUUGGUUCUGGAGGGCUUCAAAGUGUGUCAAAAGUUGAUCAAGUCUUUACUAUAAGUGGUCAGGAUUUAAAGAAUAAUCCUGAGAAUCUUAAAAUUUGUCAGCAUAAUGGAAAUAACCUCAAAAAUAGACACAGCACAAUAGAAAUCAACAACAACUUCCAGAAUCACAGUUUUGAGAAUAAGUUCAGUAAAAGUGACCCGAACCUUGGAGCUGGCAUCAAAGUAGCCAAAUCAUAUCAUUUCUCCAACUCUAACAACCACCAGCUUCCUUCAUAUACCCAAGUCUGCUACAACUUCCAAAACCAAGACACAAACAAUCUUCAACCAUCCCCACAACCACCAAAGAAGCCUCAAAUUUCAACAACAAUCCUCGAAUUUAUUAAAAAUAAAUUCAAAGUCGUCAAAAAAUUAUUUUCACAUUUUUCGAAUCGUGACUUUACACUCCUGGCUAUCUCGACAUUUGCAAUCUAUUCUCUCUACAACAUCCCCAUAUAUUUCAUAAUUGAGUUGUUAAAAAAUUACGGCUACACAGAGCCUCAAUGCGCAAACUACAUAUCCUUAAUAGGCAUCUCAAUUCUUAUUGGAAUGAUCACACUUGGAUAUAUUGGCGAUGUCAGCGGUAACCACGUGAAGAAUGUCAACGCCUUAUGUGUUUUAGUUUGCGGCAUUUCCGAAAUUUUACUUCCAAGUUGUGCUGACAAUUCAAUCACAUUCGGCAUUUGUUGUUUCUUUUUUGGAUUCUCAUUUGCAUCGGCGUAUGUAUUGAUUCCGAAAAUAGCCGAGAUGAUUGUUGGUGUUGAGGCAUUUGCAUCGGCAAUUGGAUUAAACUUUUUUGUGCAAGGAUUGGCUCUGCUGGUCGGCAUUCCGUUUGCAUCGACAAUUUACGAAGCGAUAGGAAGAAAUUUAGGUAUUAUUGAAUAAAAAGUACAUCCUUAUAACAUAAAAUGUCUUGCAAUUAUGCAGAUAAUCUGUCGCCAUAUGAUGAUAAAGGAGUUCUAGGAACACCAGAGAUCUUUGACUCACCAUCCGAAAUCACCACAAAAGUAGAACAACUAGUCGACUUGAUUCUCAAGUCAAAACACAUUGUAGUCCACACAGGAGCUGGAAUCUCAACAGCAUGUGGAAUUCCAGACUUUCGAGGACCCAAUGGUGUCUGGACACUUGAAAAGAAAGGAAUUAAACCGAAAAUUGACAUCAGUUUUAAAGAUGCAGUUCCUUCAAAGACACACAGAGCAUUAAAGCACUUAGUUGAUAAAGGAUAUGUCAAGUUUAUAGUCAGUCAGAACAUUGAUGGACUUCAUAUGAGAUGUGGAACACCACGAAAGAAUCUAGCAGAGCUUCAUGGCAACAUGUUCACAGCAGAAUGUCCAAAAUGCAAGAAACAAUUUGUUCGAACAUCGGCAGCACCAACAGUUGGAAGAAAGACAGUCGGUGACACAUGUAGGAAUGAAUCCCGGCCAUGUCGUGGACAGUUGAUAGACACAAUAUUGGAUUGGGAGGAUGACUUACCUGAUGAUGACUUAGAUAUGGCUAUGAUGCACUCAACAAUCGCAGAUCUCAACAUUGGACUUGGAUCAAGCUUUCAGAUCAUGCCGUGUGCUAAGUUCCCAAUGAGAAGUCAAAAAUUUGGCGGGAAAUUUGUAUUAAUUAACUUACAGGCAACGAAAAUAGAGAAGAAGGCAGAUUUAUCGAUACAUGCUUAUGUGGAUGAAGUCAUGGAAAUGGUGAUGAAAAGAUUGGGAAUUGAAGAUAUUCCAGAAUACAACGAGGCUGAAGAUCCAACGAGAAAGGCUGACUUUAGUGUAAAUUGGAACAUUCCAAAGAAGGAACUUAACAGUAUUGAGAAGCUUUAUAAGGAGAGAAAUGAAAAGAAUAAGAAGAGGAAAGGAGAUGAGGCUGUGGUUAAGAAGAAGUAUAAAAAGACUAAGGCUGAAGAUGGGGAAUAGAGUGAGGAGGGGUUCAAGGAAAACAUCAGAUCUUUUUUGACAAAUUUUAUUUUUUGACUAGAGUAAAAAAUCGAAUUUCAUAUCUUAUAGCUUGCCAACUACUGCUCCAUUUUAACAUCGCAAUCCUUCAAAGCAGCCUUCAGUUCCGCCUUAAUUCCUUCAAAAUCCUUCACAUAUGGAACAUUUGUAAUAACUAAUGUCUUCAAAUUCAGAUCCUUCAAGCACCUCAAACCCGAAUCAGUUAAAUUCUUACAAUCGAUCAGUUCCAAGUGCUUUAAUGAAUCCUUUCUGUACUUUAAAUAUUCCAAGGCUUCAUCCUCAAUGUAGCCACAAUUUUUGAGGACAAUUUUCUCUAAUUUUGUGCAGCCUUUGAUGUGUGAAAAGCCAAUGUGACUGAUGCCAGCAUCAUCAGCUAUAAUUUCUUGGACAAAGAAUUUUGAGUUUUCUGGCGGGAGGAGGUUGUAGUCACAGAGAGGAUUGGGUGCACUGGUGAAUUUUACACAUGAUCCGUUACGGAGGAGCCUAAAAAUUGUGAACAUUUUAAUUGAAAUGUUCUAGACCAUUCUUAAGAUUAUGCGUAGUAAGUUUCUGGUCCAAAAUCUUAAUGGCAUUAACUUUGAUGCUUAAAACCAACAAUCAGCCAGUUUCAUCACUCCCUGACAACUUGCUCCCGCGUACUUCACAAACACCAGCCUCAAAACUACCAAAUUUCAAAAACUUACCAUUCAGCUGUGCACCUAUCAUGCCCAAGAGCCUUAAUUCUCUCACCAUCGACUCGAUUGAACAUCAUGUUAACCCACCAGAAGAACUGUCGUCCUGAAUGCACUGGCUUGAACAAGGAUGAUGAAAUUUUCAAUUGACUGAACAUCUUUGAAUGUGAAAAAUUGCUUGAAAGUUGCGAAAUUUAUACGAAAAAAAAAUUUCACAGAACUAUUUUUUGGUGCCGGAGAUAAACAAAAACAAAACCAAAAUUGUUUUUUAUUAAUCAAGAAUUUUCGAAACUUUUUUUGAAUAUUUUUUGGCGGUUGCUGUUGUGAUUGAAAUUUUAUUGCAAAUUAAAAUUGAUAAAUUUUUAAGUUUUGAGGUUUUUGAAGUACAAUUAAUUGCAUCAAAGGUGCUGUAGCUACUAAAAUAUCAGCUGAGAUAUGAACAAGAACUCAAAACCCUGCAAGGGAUCCAAAAACCCUGCAAAGCCCCCAAAAAUUUGCAAAGCAAACCCUACAAAAAAUUAUAUUCAUUAAAUUACAUGCUAAAGCUUAACAAGCACUGAUCUGACACAAUAAAAAUCAUCACAUGUGAUUAAAACAAA